AUGGUUGAACCUGUAGGCAACCAGUAUGUUGUGGCCAGACCGGUAUACUCGGAGAACUCAUUUGGCGAAGAACAUAAGAAAGUGCACAGAUACCAUAAAACCUUUCUGGAUCAUCUGAGGGUAUGUUUUAGAUGUUCCCCACAAAAGGCCAAGAAUAUUGCCACUGGUUUGUUACCUAUAACUUCCUGGUUGCCGGCAUAUCGCAUCAAAGAAUGGCUCCUGAGUGACUUUGUCUCUGGGAUCAGCACAGGGCUGGUGGCUGUCCUGCAAGGUCUAGCAUUUGCUUUACUAGUGUAUGUUCGCCCAGGAUACGGACUCUAUGCAGCCUUUUUCCCAGUCAUUGGCUAUUUUCUCUUCGGCACUUCCAGACAUAUCUCUGUUGGUCCAUUCCCUGUUCUGAGCAUAAUGGUGGGAGAAGUAGUUCUGAAGUUAGUCGAUGAGGAGAGUGUUGGAAACAGCACUUUAACAACUUCUACGGCACUAGAUGAAGAGAGGAUACAGGUGGCAGCAACUGUAUCACUCCUUGCUGGAAUUUUUCAGUUGCUUUUGGGAGCAUUACAGGUUGGAUUCGUGAUUAUUUAUCUUUCUCAGUCAUUAAUCAGUGGUUUCACUACUGCUGCAGCUAUCCAUGUUGUGGUGUCUCAGCUGAAAUUCAUACUCCAGCUACCAGUUAUUGGAUGUAAGGAACCAUUUGCAAUUUUCUGUACUCUGGGAAAGAUUGGUGGGCAGAUCACGAAGACAAACAUUGCAGAUCUUGUCACAGGACUCAUUAUCUUGGUCAUUGUGUUUGUGGUGAAAGAAAUUAAUGAGCGAUACAAAACCAAACUACCAGUGCCCAUCCCAAUUGAACUCUUUGUGACAGUCGUAGCUGCAGGUAUAUCCUAUGCCUGUAAUUUUAAAGAGAGGUUUCAAGUUGAUGUCAUUGGACAACUAGAAAAAGGAUUUAAGCCUCCUAUUCAACUUGAUAUGAGGGUUUUCCAAAGUUGUGUGGGUGAGGCUUUUUCCAUAGCGAUUGUUGGAUUUGCAGUAGCCUUUUCGGUCGCUAAAGUAUAUUCCAUCAAGUAUGAUUAUCCCAUAAAUGGCAAUCAGGAAUUAAUUGCCUUUGGCCUGAGUAACAUAUUUGGUGGAGCAUUCAGCGGAUUUGCCGCAAGUACAUCGCUGUCAAGAUCAGGUGUGCAGGAAAGCACAGGUGGCAAAACACAGGUUGCUGGUCUUCUCUCUGCUGUCAUUGUCAUGAUUGUCAUCCUGGCCAUUGGAUUUCUUCUGGAACCAUUACAGAAGUCAGUCCUUGCAGCUUUGGCUCUUGGCAAUUUAAAGGGGAUGCUUAUGCAGUUCAAAGAAAUAGGUGUUUUAUGGAAAAAGGACAAAUAUGACUGUAUGAUAUGGGUUGUGACAUUCCUAUGUACUGUAAUACUGGGGCUUGCUAUUGGACUAGGAGUCUCAAUAGGAUUUGAACUCCUGACCAUAGUGUUCCGCACACAGUUUCCAAAGUGCACUCUUUUGGCUAAUGUUGGAAGAAGCAACAUCUACAAAAACAGAAAGGAUUACGUAGAUAUAUAUGAGCCAGAGGGAGUGAAGAUUUUCAGCUGCCCGGCCCCGAUCUUCUUUGCUAAUAUUGACUUCUUUCACGACAAACUUAUCACCUCUGUUGGUUUUAAUCCAUUGAGGGUGUUGCGCAAACGCAAUAAAGCUCUGAGGAAAAUCAGAAAGAUGCUGAAGAAAGGAGAGCUGCAAAUGACAUCUAAAUCCUUUAUUUGCACUGUUAAUGGUCUGAAUGAUUCUGAUGAAGAAUUGGACAACAAUCAAAUAGAGGAGCUGGAUCAGCCCACUAACAUGGCAGACUUACCAUUUCAAAUUGACUGGAACGCAGAACUUCCUCCCAACAUCACCGUGCCCAGAAUUGACAUCCACAGCCUCAUUCUUGAUUUCACAGCAGUAUCAUUUUUUGAUGUUUCUGCCUUGAGAGUCCUCAAAGCGACUUUAAAAGACUUCAUCCGGGUUGAUGUGGAUGUGUAUAUUGUGGGAGCACAAGACGGCUUCCUGGACAAGCUGGAAAGAUGUGCAUUUUUUGAUGAGGAGAUUAAGCCCUCCAUAUUUUUCAUCAGCAUUCAUGAUGCUGUUUUACACAUUUUGGUAAAAAAGAAUGGAGACUGCUCACCAAAGUUCAAACCCAUGAAGAUGGGAAGCAGUGAUCAUUAUAUCAUCAAUACAAACGGUGAAUUACGCAACCGGGCAUACACGAUUCCAACAGAAACAAAAUUCUAA
Molecule: messenger RNA, 2265 nt
Organism: Gopherus flavomarginatus (Mexican gopher tortoise)
Lineage: Eukaryota; Metazoa; Chordata; Testudines; Testudinidae
Gene: SLC26A3
Product: solute carrier family 26 member 3
Exons: 20
Coding region: 1-2265 (754 amino acids)
Biological process (GO): transmembrane transport
Cellular component (GO): membrane
Molecular function (GO): bicarbonate transmembrane transporter activity; chloride transmembrane transporter activity; sulfate transmembrane transporter activity
Source: RefSeq, a predicted model, not a curated record